CACUGCACUUUCCUGUUGGCUUUCAGCUGCCCCGCCAGUUCCAGGGAGGGCCCUGGGCCAGUGGCUGCCCCCGCCUUCAUAAACGGCUGGCGGGCCUUGGGGAAGCCUGCACAGCUGCCCAGCCUGGAGACACAGAGAAGCCCUGCCCUAUUUUCCGCUUCCCCCGCGGGCAGCUUAGACCAUGGGAGGCCUCCACAGCGUUGCCUUGUUCGUCUUUCAGGUGCUGUGUGUCUUGCUGACUCUGUCAGAAGCUGGGUCCCAGAACACCAUGGCCUGUGCUCCGUGGUGCCCUGAGAACUCCUCAUGUAUCAAUGACACCACCUGCCGCUGCACUCCGGGAUUCAUUUCUUCAUCUGGGGAGAACUUCACCAACCCCUCGGAGAGCUGUGAUGACAUCAAUGAGUGCGGACCACCCAUGGCAGUGUCCUGUGGAAAAUUAGCAGACUGCCAGAACACGGAAGGGGGCUAUCACUGCAUGUGCAGCCCAGGAUAUGAGCUUAUUUCUGGGGCAGCAAUGUUCAAGAAUGGGAAUGAGAACACGUGUCAAGAUGUGGAUGAAUGUCAGCAGAAACCCAAAGUCUGUAAAGGCCACAGCAUCUGCAUCAAUACCCAGGGCAACUACACCUGCCAGUGCCCACCCGGCUUGGAGCUCAACCUGAAGGACCCAAGACUAUGCACACAUGUGAAGGAAUGUACCUCGGGGAGAAACCCAUGCCACGCCUCCAGCCACUGCUUCAACCUCGUGGGCACCUAUAAGUGCCACUGCCGUCCAGGCUGGAAGCCAAUUCCUGGGGCCCCCAGCGGCCCAAACAACACUGUCUGCGAAGAUAUGGAUGAGUGCAGCUCCGGGCAGCAUCAGUGUCACAACUCCACCAUCUGCCUCAACACCGUGGGUUCAUACACGUGUCACUGCCGCCCAGGCUGGGUGCCCAAACCCGGAUUCCAGGAUGAGCAAAUGGGCACCAUCUCCUGCGAAGAGAUCUCCUUCCCCACCUGGACCGCACCCCCUGAAAUCAAGAGCCAGAGUCUCUCUGGCUUCUUUGAAAGAGUCCAGAAAAUGAGGAUAGACUUCAAGUCAGCCUUGACCCAGGAAACCAUGCAGUACCUCAUCAUGUCAGUGGAUGACCUGUUGAAAACCCCAGGGGACCUGGAGGCCUUGGACCUGUCUUCCAGGCACCACACAGCCACCUACCUGUUCUCAGGCCUCGAACAAAUCCUGAGGACCCUGGCCAAAGCCAUGUCUGGAGGCUCCUUCAUCUACCAUUCGCCUGGGGACACAGAGCUGUCCCUGGUGGUCCAGGAGCAGGGGAGUGGAAACAUCACUGUGGGCCAGAGCCAUGCACAGAUGCUGCUGGACUGGGCCGUGGCAGCUGGAGCCGAGAAGUCCGGCCCCACCGUGGUAGGAAUCCUCUCCAGCCCGAACAUGCAGAAAUUGCUGGCCAACGCCUCUUUGGACCUGGACUUGGAGAAGCAGACCGAGCUGGAAGAGAUCUACGAAAGUCCUGUCCGCGGCGCCCAGCUCAGGCUUCUUUCAGCCGUCAACUUGGUCUUUCUGAGCAACACGAACACAGAUAAACUCAGCUCCAAGGUCACCUUCGCCUUCUCCCACCCUUGGGAGAUGCCCGGGACACGGCAGGAGCUGAUCUGUGCCUUCUGGAAGAGUGACAGCAACAGGAGAGGGUACUGGGCCACCUCAGGCUGCCAGACGCUGGGCAGCAGGAAUGGUAGCACCACCUGCCAAUGCAAUCACCUGAGCAGCUUUGCCAUCCUCGUGGCCCACUACGAUGUGGAGGACUGGAAGCUGGCCCUGAUCACGAAGGUGGGACUGGCUUUGUCACUGGUCUGCCUGCUGCUGUGCAUUCUCACCUUCCUGCUGGUGAGGCCCAUCCAGGGCUCGCGCACCACGGUGCACCUGCACCUCUGCAUCUGCCUCUUCGUGGGCUCUACCAUCUUCCUGGUGGGCAUUGAGAACGAAGGCGGCCAGAUUGGGCUGCGCUGCCGCCUGGUGGCCGGGCUGCUGCACUACUGCUUCCUGGCCGCCUUCUGCUGGAUGAGCCUCGAGGGCGUGGAGCUCUACUUCCUCGUGGUGCGCGUGUUCCAAGGCCAAGGCCUGAGAAAGCGCUGGCUGUGCCUCAUCGGCUACGGCGUGCCGCUGUUCAUCGUGGCCGUCUCGGCAGCCAUCAAGAGCCAGGGCUACGGCCGCCCCCAGUACUGCUGGUUGGACCACGCCAACGGCUUCCUCUGGAGCUUCCUGGGACCUGUGACCUUCAUCGUUUUGUGCAAUGCUGUCAUCUUCGUGAUUACUGUCUGGAAGCUCGCUCAGAAGUUUUCUGAAAUCAACCCAGACAUAAAGAAACUAAAGAAGGCCAGGGUGCUGACCAUCACUGCCAUCGCCCAGCUCUUUGUGUUGGGCUGCACCUGGGUCUUCGGCCUGUUCCUCUUUGACCAACGUAGCUGGGUGCUGUGCUAUACCUUCAGCAUCCUCAACUGCCUGCAGGGCCUCUUCCUCUUUGUGCUGUACUGCCUCCUCAACAAGAAGGUGAGGGAGGAAUACCGGAGGUGGGCCUGCAUGGUCACCAGGAACAAGUACUCCGAGUUCGCCACAUCCACCUCUGGGUCUGGCUCCAGCCAGAGUCAGACUCAGGCCCUCAGGCCCUCAAAGUCUGGCAUGUGAAGGCACGGUUCUGGCCGGGCCAGCGGCUCCCGUGGCCUCCGCAGCUCCUGCGCAUGCUGAAGACCUCCUCUCCUCUCCUCUCCCACUGCUCUGCUCCCUCCUGCCUUGGUCCCCAUACGCACCAUGGAGAGGAGGGUGACAACUGCCAUCUGGCACCGAACUCCAGAAUACCCAGCCAGGGUGGAGAGUCGGACCUACUGGGCCUGCUUCUGGCUGCCUCUCAGCUCCACCCCAGCCAGGACCCAGGGUAGGGGCAGAAGCUGGCCCAGGACUGCAGCCCCUUGCCCUGGUACACAAGGCCCAGACAGACUGAGGGCUCCUGUGCCCAGCCUGGCCCUCCCCGCUCAUCUGUCUUUCCUACAGAACAAGAGGCCAGGGUGCUGGGACUCAGCACCAGUUAAGCUAAGCUAAGACUGAGGUCAGGGGUGGGAGAAGGGAAGGGCAGAAGGCUUAUGGUACAGAGGCCCAUCUGCCCCCAGGGCAGAGGGUUCUCACUGAUGUGAAGGCUGUGGAUACUGUAUAAUGUUUUUUAUCUGUAUAAACCUUUCAGUGUUGACACUUAAAAUUAAACAUCACGUUGACAUAGAAAGUGGCAUUUCUUCCUG
This is a messenger RNA of Kogia breviceps (pygmy sperm whale), 3279 nucleotides long. It is a transcript of the gene ADGRE5, whose product is annotated as adhesion G protein-coupled receptor E5. Gene Ontology annotation, cellular component: plasma membrane. The record is from RefSeq and is a predicted model, not a curated record. Gene Ontology annotation, biological process: cell surface receptor signaling pathway; adenylate cyclase-activating G protein-coupled receptor signaling pathway. Gene Ontology annotation, molecular function: G protein-coupled receptor activity; calcium ion binding. NCBI's taxonomy places the organism in Eukaryota, Metazoa, Chordata, Mammalia, Artiodactyla, Physeteridae.